Trachymyrmex cornetzi is the source of this 768-nucleotide messenger RNA. RefSeq lists its product as uncharacterized. Bases 1 to 768 code for a protein of 255 amino acids. The transcript has a single exon. Gene Ontology annotation, biological process: DNA integration. Gene Ontology annotation, molecular function: nucleic acid binding. The record is from RefSeq and is a predicted model, not a curated record. NCBI's taxonomy places the organism in Eukaryota, Metazoa, Arthropoda, Insecta, Hymenoptera, Formicidae.
AUGUUUUCUAACGAGAUCGUUGUUCUGAACCAAAAGCGCUCGGUACCGAAGAGCAUCCCGCUCUCUGUUCUCAAUCCGCAUAAGGACGAGGAUGGACUCAUUCGUAUUCGAGGAAGACUCCGUCGAGCUUGCCUCCCAGGAGCAACGAGGAAUCCCAUCGUAUUUCGCGCGCAUCCGCUAUUGAUACUCAUUAUCCAGCGUCAUCAUCUGAGAACGUUGCAUGCUGGUUCUCAAUUAAAGCUCGCGUCAUUGCAAAACGAAUUUUGGAUUCUCCGGGCUCGCGCCACCGUUCAAUCCGUCCUUUAUAAGUGUAUACCUUGCACACGUGAACGCUCCGACAUACCCGUCGAACUCAUGGGUGACCUCCCGGCUGCGAGAGUCAACCGCACCGUUCGAGCCUUUAUCCAUACCGGCGUCGAUUACACAGGUCCGAUCGCUGUCCGCACGGCGCCCGGUCGAGGGCAUAAAUCGCAAAAGGCCUAUAUAGCUUUAUUCGUAUGCCUCACGAUCAAAGCUCUGCACUUAGAGCUCGUCAGCGAUUACAUCUCUCCUACAUUUAUCGCAGCGUAUCAACGAUUCGUUUCUCGUCGAGGAUUACCGACGUCCAUGUACUCUGACAACGGAACCAUAUUUCAUGGCGCCGAUCGCGAAUUGUCAAAUGCACAUGCCGCAGCAAUACGCGAUCCUAAUUUCCGCAACCGACUCGCUUACGAUGGAACCGCGUGGUACUUCCUACCCCCUGCGUCGCCGCACUUCGAUGGCCUGUAG